This is a messenger RNA of Zophobas morio, 1786 nucleotides long. Its product is annotated as zinc finger X-chromosomal protein-like. Bases 175 to 1671 code for a protein of 498 amino acids. The record is from RefSeq and is a predicted model, not a curated record. Gene Ontology annotation, biological process: regulation of transcription by RNA polymerase II. Gene Ontology annotation, molecular function: DNA-binding transcription factor activity, RNA polymerase II-specific; RNA polymerase II transcription regulatory region sequence-specific DNA binding. Lineage: Eukaryota; Metazoa; Arthropoda; Insecta; Coleoptera; Tenebrionidae. The transcript is spliced from 2 exons.
AGUUACUAACUUAACAUUUUUACAUUUAUUUAAUUUUGUGGAAAUUAGAGAAAAUAUCCUUUUUUCUGACCACGCAAAAUAAAAAUUAUACAAAUUUCUGGCUCCCAGUUCAAUAUUAACACGCAAGGUGCUUCCAAAAAAGUUUUUCAAAAAGUAAUCAAUUUUAGGUAAAUAAUGUCUGUACUGGAAUACUCUGUGAAGUUUGCUUAUGUGAAAUCUUCCCCCAACAAUGUCCAUCACUGUAAACUUUGCCCAUAUUUUACGACGUCGCUUUUCACCAUGGUAAACCACGUGAGACGCCACUAUUCUUUUUCAAUGCCCUUCAGCUGUGAAUAUUCCAAUGUUGAAACUUACUACUGCAAGGACUGUGAAUUCCACACAGAACUAACCCUUUUUUUCAAACAACAUGUGCAGCAGUGUCAUAGUUUUAAUCAACGAAAGGCAGCAAUUACAUACAUUGGAGAAUACGCUAUACGAAACUAUGUUUGUCAGAAAUGUCGCUUUGAAACUCAUUCUGGGUUACAAUAUUUCCGGCAUGUCGUAAAUUGUGUCAAAAAGAAAGUGAUGAAAUCUAAAAAUCGUACGAAUAAGAAAGUUGUCAAGUGGUAUGAGUGUGGUGAGUGUGAUUUCAAAGCCAAGCACAUGACCAAUAUCAGAAAGCAUAAAAUUUCAAGACACUUGAAAGACUCAGAAAUACCUUGGUUUUACUGUACGGACUGUACUUACAGAACUAAGCAAAAAAGCAACCUAAAGCGGCACUCACAUUAUCAGCAUUCAGACAUACAAGAUAUUAAAUGGUUUAAAUGUCAAGAAUGUCCAUAUAAAGUUAGACAAAAUUUUGCUUUGAAACAACACAUAAACCGGAAUCAUUUGAACGAACAAGAUAUUAAAUGGUACAACUGUAAGAAGUGUUUGCACAAAACUAAGGAUUAUUAUAAUUACAAGAAACACAUGAAGACGUUCCACGUAGACGCUGUUAAAUGGCAUGAGUGCAGCAAAUGUUCAUACCGAACUAACUACAAAUACUCGUUAAACCAACACGUCAUUGUUCACCACCUAGAUGACGAGAAUGUUAAAUGGCACCAGUGCCAACAUUGUCCGUACAAAACUAGACAAAACUCCAACCUAAAAAGACACACGAAUACGCACCAUUUAGACGACGCUAGUGUUAAAUGGUACGAAUGCGACCAGUGUUCAUACAAAGCUAAAUUAAAUUCGAAUUUAAAACGACACAUUGUUGUCCAUCAUUUGAAGGAACAGGAGAUCAAGUGGCACAAAUGCGGUGAGUGCUCACUGAAAACUAGACAUCUGUCGGUUUUGAAAGACCACAUCAAUGGGUGCCAUUUGAGUGAUUCGGAUGUUAAAUGGUACCAAUGCAAACAUUGUUCGUUCAAAGCUAAGUAUAAGUCGUCUGUAAAUAGACAUGUAAAUUCGCACCAUUUGGAAGUGGCUAAUAUUAAGUGGUAUCAGUGUGAUAAGUGCCCGUAUAAAUCUAAACAAAAUGACACUUUAAGACGCCACGUCGUUGCGCACCAUAUGGAUGAAAAAGAGAUUAAGUGGUAUGAAUGUAAACAGUGCCCCUACAAGACUAAGCGAAGAGCGUAUUUAAAACAUCACGUUUGGGUGCGUCAUGAACUUGAAUGGGUACAACAAAUGUCCACAGACGCCUAAAGAGAAAUUGAUUGUUCUUAAAAUCGAAAUAUUAAUGUUAAGAUAUGUAAUUGUUCACAACUACAAACUUUAUAAUCGUUAUGUGUAAUAAAAUUCUCGAAAUAUUUCCUUUAUU